AUGUCAGACUGGAUAUCGACAUUUCCUGGAUAUAAUCAAGUUUUAACAACUGGUAAGAAAUUAUUUGGUAAAAUAAUACUGACCGGACCGGUUCCACAACAUGUUGGUAUAAUAAUGGAUGGAAACAGACGAUAUGCUAAAUCGCAUAAAAUAGAGAUCAAAGAAGGACAUAGUAUGGGUUUUGACACUAUGGCUAAUAUUUUGGAAUUAUUAUAUGAAGCAGGUGUUAAAUCUGCAACCGUUUAUGCUUUUUCAAUAGAAAAUUUUAAUAGAUCAAGUUAUGAAGUUAAAUGGCUUAUGGAUUUAGCUAAAUCAAAGUUUACUCAAAUCAAUCAAAAUGGAUUAUUAUGUGAAGAUUAUGGUGUUAAAAUAAAGAUAUUGGGGAAUUUAAAAUUAUUACCACCAGAUUUAUUAAAGAUUUUGAGAGAAACUGAAGAAAUUACUAAAAAUAAUACAAGAGCUGUGUUAAAUGUUUGUUUCCCAUAUACUUCAAGAGACGAAAUUACAAACUCCAUAAAGAAAAUAGUUAUAGAAAGUACGAAAAGUAACAUCAAAAUUAAUGAAAAAUCAAUAGAAGAUAAUUUAUAUACUGGUGAUUCACCACCACUAGAUCUUUUAGUGAGAACUUCAGGAACUUAUAGGUUAUCAGAUUUUUUAUUGUGGCAAGCUGUAUCACCAGAUUGUGCUGUUGUAUUUACAGAUAAAUUAUGGCCAGAAUUUAAACCUUGGGAUAUGCUUAAAAUAUUAAUGAAUUGGUCAUUUAAUAAGUAUUAUUACGGAAACCCUAAUGGGCAACUACAAUUGAAAAACAUUGAUCAAGCAUCAUUGCUAGAAAACUCACUGACUUUAGAGGUUAGUGAUUCAGAUGAUGAUACAUUAAAAUCAGAAGAUGAUUUAGACAUAGUUCAUAAAAAGUAA
Lodderomyces jiufengensis is the source of this 918-nucleotide messenger RNA. RefSeq names its product ditrans,polycis-polyprenyl diphosphate synthase (gene RER2). Bases 1 to 918 code for a protein of 305 amino acids. Gene Ontology annotation, cellular component: endoplasmic reticulum; dehydrodolichyl diphosphate synthase complex; membrane. The record is from RefSeq and is a predicted model, not a curated record. NCBI's taxonomy places the organism in Eukaryota, Fungi, Ascomycota, Pichiomycetes, Serinales, Debaryomycetaceae. Gene Ontology annotation, molecular function: ditrans,polycis-polyprenyl diphosphate synthase [(2E,6E)-farnesyl diphosphate specific] activity. The transcript has a single exon.